Messenger RNA from Zophobas morio, 1667 nucleotides. Its product is annotated as zinc finger Y-chromosomal protein 1-like. Bases 138 to 1451 code for a protein of 437 amino acids. Gene Ontology annotation, molecular function: DNA-binding transcription factor activity, RNA polymerase II-specific; RNA polymerase II transcription regulatory region sequence-specific DNA binding. NCBI's taxonomy places the organism in Eukaryota, Metazoa, Arthropoda, Insecta, Coleoptera, Tenebrionidae. The transcript has 2 exons. Gene Ontology annotation, biological process: regulation of transcription by RNA polymerase II. The record is from RefSeq and is a predicted model, not a curated record.
CAGAAACUGGUUCAAUGCGUCCCUGGGGUCUUUUGGGGUCACUUUGGUUAACCUAAAAAGUGAAUUUCUUGCGUCAUCCACAUUUUGGUGAUUUUUGCAUUUUUGUGUUAAUAGUGCUGGUUACUAGGCGAACUAAAAUGUCAUCUGGGCAAGGCUCCAAAGCUAUUUCAUAUCCGACUUUUAACUGUGAAAGGGCCACUAUUGAAAAUUACAGCUGUAAAUAUUGCAACUUCCAAACAGAACUGACAAUUCCUUUCAAACAGCACCAAGUACAGUUUCAUUGUGAUAAAAAGAUCUACAGAGAUUUAUUGUUAAAUGGAGAACAUGGCAAAAAAUACACUUGUGAAAAGUGUAACUUCAAAACAAAGUUUUUUAUGAUAUGGUGUGAACAUGCUGCACAAUGUGUAGGAAAAAACAAAUGUGAUGAAUGUGGAGUAGUUUUUAGGGAGGAACGGUCUUUAAAAGCACAUAGAAUUUCCAAACAUCAUAGCACUGAUGAAUUAGAUUGGCUCCCCUGCUCCCUGUGUCCAUAUCAAACUAAAAAUAAAGUACUUUUGAAAAGACACAUGGCUGCAAUCCAUCUCAGUGCAGCAGAUAUUAAAUGGUAUGAAUGCACAAAAUGUACAUUCAAAUCUAAACGCCAGGAACGUUUAGAACAACACACAAUUACCCAACAUUUGAAUGAACAAGAUAUUCAAUGGCAUCAAUGCAUAAAGUGUCCAUAUAAAACUGAACAUGAGUCUUCGUUAAAACUUCAUAUAAAUUUGGAACAUACAGAUCAACAGAGCAGUGAACGGUGUGAAAGUCAAAAGUGUCCAAAUGAAGCUCAAAACAAAACACAUUUAAAAAGUCACUCAAGUAAACACCAUUUAGAUGAACAUAACAUUAAACGGUUCCAAUGUAAAAAAUGUCCAUUCAAAACUAAACACAAAUAUUCUUUAAAACUUCAUACAAAUGCGAAGCAUACAGAUGAGGAGAGUAUUAAGUGGUAUGAAUGUGACAAGUGCUCAUAUAAAGCUAAAAACAAAUCAUAUUUAAACCGUCACAUAAUUAAUCACCAUUUAAAUGAACAAGACAUUAAAUGGCAUAAAUGUCAAAAAUGUUCAUACAAAGCUAAAACAAAGUUUCGUUUAAAAGAACACAUAAAUAUUCGACAUUUGGAAGAAAAGGAUAUUAAAUGGUAUGAAUGCAAAAUGUGUACAUUUGAAACUAAGCAUCCUCGAAGUUUACGUAAGCACAUGAGUAUACGUCAUGUAGAUAGACAAGAUAUUAAAUGGUAUGAAUGUAAAGAAUGUCCUUACAAAGGUAAACGAAAUUGGGAUUUAAAACGGCAUACAAAGUUGCAUCAUUCGAGUGAACAGCGGGAGAUCAAAUGGUAUGAAUGCAAAUUAUGUCCGUUCAAAAGUAAAUGGGAAUGCGCCUUAAGGAAGCACGUCAAGACCCAGCAUUAGAACGGAGAUGGAAUUUUAAAUGAGUUGUUUCAAACCAGUAACUCACCUUUUAAUUUUCAAAGCUAUGUAUUAAUAUGUUAAGACUACAAAAGCUUUCACUUUUACUAUACAAGAAUUUACUAUUCUUAUGGUAGAUAAGUACCAGUCUUUUUAGAUAUCACAUUUCGUUACAAUAUUAAUAUUAUUAUUAAUGGUCUAUUAUCUGUAUUAUCAUUU